AUGCAUCCAAUUUUGGACUUGCCAGAAGGUUUCAAGGUGCCUUAUUUUGAAUUGUUCAAUGGAACGGGUAACCCCAAAGCCCAUUUGCGGGCCUACUGUGACCAACUGGUCGGUGUCCGAGAUAAUCAGGUGCUUAUUAUAAGGCUAUUCAGCUGGAGUUUGAUCGGAGAAGCCUUCGAGUGGUUCACAGUGCAAGACAUACAUCGUUGGGUCACAUGGGAAGAUAUGGUUGCGGCCUUCAUGGAGAGAUUCUAUUUUAAUAUGGAAAUAGUAUCGGAUCGGUACUACUUGGAGAAAGUAAAACAAAAAUCCACCGAAAACUUUCGUGAGUAUGCAAGUAGGUGGAGAACGGAAGCCGCUCGAGUAAAACCACCAAUGGGCGAAGAAGAAUUAGUCUCGAUUUUCAUCCGUUCUCAAGAAUCGGAUUUCUAUGACCGUAUGUUUUUAAUGGCAGGCAGGCCAUUUUCUGAACUCAUCAAAAUGGGAGAGGCCACAGAGGAUGGUCUCAAAACAGGACGGAUCAUAAGUGUAGCUGGGAAAGCUGCCGGAUCAACCUCGAUCGGGUUCGUAAGAAAGAAGAAGGAAGACGUGGCAAGCAUUUCCCAUACUCCCAGCCCUAGAUAA
Messenger RNA from Lycium ferocissimum, 624 nucleotides. RefSeq lists its product as uncharacterized. NCBI's taxonomy places the organism in Eukaryota, Viridiplantae, Streptophyta, Magnoliopsida, Solanales, Solanaceae. The record is from RefSeq and is a predicted model, not a curated record. The transcript has a single exon. Bases 1 to 624 code for a protein of 207 amino acids.